GGCGCGGCCGGGCGGCGGCGCUGCGGGACGGGCCCCCGCCGCCUGCCGGCCGCCGCCCCGCCCCCGCCCCGCCGAGGCCCGCAGCGGCGGUGCCGCCAGGCGCGUAGGCAGCGCGGGGUGCGCGGCGCGGCGGCGCGGGCGGCAGGACCUGCGGCAGGGGUACCCCCAGCGGCCCCUUUCCCCCCGCCGGAUCCGCGCGGCCCGCGUCCCCGGGCAGCACCAACAAAGGGCCGGAGCGCGCUCCGCCGCUGCGGGAGGGCGCGGAGGCAGGGGCCGCCGCCGCCGGCGGCCUCUCCCCCCCCUCCCCGGGGGGAGGUGCCAGGCGCAGCGCGGGGACCGGCCCGCCGGGGAGCCGCCGGGGAUUGGCUCGGCCGGGUGCGAGCCGAAGGUGCUGGGAGAAGCCAUCUGCAGCGCAGGCGAUUUCGCCCGCUGUGCGUGGGGGGGAGGGGGGCUCUCCCUUGCGGGUGGUUUGGGUUUUUUUUUUUCUUCCUCCCUUUUUUUUUCCUUUUCACGGGAUCAUGGCCAUGGCAGCGGGGCCGUGAUGUCCCCGGGAGCAGCCCCACUGCUGCAAUGCUGCCUGCAGCAGCCCUAGCGAGGGGAGGCGUUUGAGCGGCGGCCGGUGGCCGCACAUCCUCCCCGCGGCAGCGCCGCCGCCUUUCUCUCCCCGCCGCCCGCGCCCCGUGCGCCCAGACCGGCGGGAGAGGGGCCUCGCCGCCCGCCCAGCGCCGUCCCCUCUGCCCGCGAACAGCAAAUCCGCCGAGCCGGGCUUUAAACUAAUAAUAAUAAUAAAACCCCACCAACCCCAUAAAGGCGAGAGGGAGAGCAGAGCCGCGCACAACAUGGCCACUCUGCUGCGGAAAAUCGGGCUGAUCCGGCUGCACAACCGGGACACGGAGGACCCCAAGCACCACCACCACCACCGCAGCAGCAGCAGCCAGCAGGGCUCCUCGCUCAGGGGCAGGGGCAACCAGAAGAACAGCAGCAACAAGCCGCAGCCGCAGGGCCCCCCCGGGGGCGGCGGCGGCUGCAGCAGCAGCAGCAGCGAGAGCAGCCCCGGGGGCCACAAGAACAAGAAGGCGCCGGAGAUCGCCAAGCAGCCCCCGCAGCCGCGCUCGGGCGGCGGCAGGGAGAAGCCGCGGGAAGCGACCAGGGAGCCCGGCGCCGGUAAGGAGGCGGCGCAGCGGCCCGGCCCCGGUCCCGGCUCCGGCUCUGGGUGCGGGUCGGGGCCGGCGCCGCUGUUGCCGCUGCCUUCGGGGUCGGGGCCGCUGGCGCCCGCGGGCCGGCAGCAGCACUGCACGCAGGUGCGGACCCGGCGGCUGAUGAAGGAGCUCCAGGACAUCGCGCGGCUCAGCGACCGCUUCAUCUCGGUGGAGCUGGUGGACGAGAGCCUCUUCGACUGGAACGUGAAGCUGCAUCAGGUGGACAAGGACUCGGUGCUGUGGCAGGACAUGAAGGAGACCAACACGGAGUACAUCCUGCUCAACCUCACCUUCCCCGACAACUUCCCCUUCUCGCCGCCCUUCAUGAGGGUGCUCAGCCCCCGCCUGGAGAACGGCUAUGUCCUCGACGGCGGAGCCAUCUGCAUGGAGCUGCUCACCCCCCGCGGCUGGUCCAGUGCCUACACUGUGGAGGCCGUCAUGAGGCAGUUUGCAGCCAGCUUGGUCAAGGGGCAGGGCCGUAUCUGCAGAAAAGCUGGCAAAUCAAAAAAGUCAUUCAGUCGAAAGGAAGCUGAAGCAACAUUUAAGAGUUUGGUGAAGACCCAUGAAAAAUAUGGGUGGGUCACCCCACCCGUCUCUGAUGGCUGAUGUUAGCAACCUGCACUUGACAAAAAUGCUGAACAAAAGUACUGUGACAUCUCCUCAGUGCUGUACACCGCCCAUCCUUUUCUACUUCAGCUUCAGUUACAUACCAUGAAUGUCAAGGAGACAUCUAAGUUAUUUAUGAACAGAUGUGUUUACAGAGGGAGAGAAGAAAAAAAAAAAUGCUGUGUAGGAUUAUAUUUCAAGACUGGAGAAUGGUCAUCAUUGAAGUCACUUGAGCGGAUGCUGAGAUUGCGUCAUUUGCCCCCAUACAGCCCACAUUGUCUUCAGCUUCUUUCCAUGACAGCAGCACCAAACAGCAGUACUGGAAAGUCUAUCCAUUACUGCUCAGUUCAUUUAAAUGUAAAUGAAACAGUUAAUAUUUAAUAGGGAAGCAGUGCAUUGCAGGUACAUGUUUGCUGUGCUGUUUAUCUUUGUCUCCUAGCAGGUCAACAUAACUUGAAAAUUUGUCUUUAUGUGGAACUGUGGUCUGCUGUGACUGAAUUUAGACCUCAUUUGUGCUCUAUAUAUGACCUUUAAUUCAUAAAUGAAACCAGAAUUAAAAUGCUGAAAGGUCCUAGUGUUGAAAAGUGGAAUCACCCAACCGAUUACAAUGUGCUCUCUAUGCUGAUAUUGUGAUGUGCUGUUCAGAAAUAAACCAGUGCAGUUAGCUGAAGGUUAGGUGGUUUUUUUAAACACAUCCACGCCAGGGCUUGGAGUGGUGGGUGGUAGCAGAACCACUAUUAUCCUGCCGGUACCUUCUGCAGUAGCAUGUGGCCUGUCAGUUCUUCAAAAUGGCAAAACAAACGGAUGGAAAUGGACAAAGCAACCUUAAAAAAUUAUCUGCUUAAUUUUAAAAUGAUAUGCCAGUAACAGAGUAAAAAUUUUCAAGGCGAAUGGAACAUGGUUUGUAAGAUGAUUUGCAUGACUGGAAUUUUCUUUUUUAUUUUCACUCAAUAGACAUUGUAUGUACUUAGAGCCCAGUAUCUGAGAAAACCCACUGAUGUAUAUAAAUGUCCUAUUAUUUAAUCAUUAAGAUUUAAGUUUUCUGGUAAACGAUUUGAAAAAAACUUUCUAAGGGACUCCAUAAAAGCUGAAGGUAAUGUUUAGAAUGGUAUAAGAAAAGCAUUAAACAAUGUGGAUUCCGAAUGGAAAAUCGUAUUGGACACAUGCUGAAUAAAAUCACCAGUAUCGUU
Molecule: messenger RNA, 2995 nt
Organism: Grus americana (Whooping crane)
Lineage: Eukaryota; Metazoa; Chordata; Aves; Gruiformes; Gruidae
Gene: UBE2QL1
Product: ubiquitin conjugating enzyme E2 Q family like 1
Exons: 2
Coding region: 840-1805 (321 amino acids)
Source: RefSeq, a predicted model, not a curated record